Nicotiana tabacum (common tobacco) is the source of this 1141-nucleotide messenger RNA. Its product is annotated as transcription factor LAF1-like. NCBI's taxonomy places the organism in Eukaryota, Viridiplantae, Streptophyta, Magnoliopsida, Solanales, Solanaceae. The record is from RefSeq and is a predicted model, not a curated record.
CUGUCUCCUCUUUCUCUUAGAGACAACACAAAAAAAUCAUUUAUCUUUUGCUUUCACUACAUAUUUGUAAUACAAAAAUGGGGUGCAAAUUAGUAGACAAGACAAAGCAAAAGCACAAGAAGGGAUUAUGGUCGCCUGAUGAAGAUGACAAGCUCAAAAACUAUAUCAUUAAGCAUGGUCAUGGCUGCUGGAGCUCUGUCCCCAUUAAUGCCGGCUUGCAAAGGAAUGGAAAAAGUUGCAGAUUGAGGUGGAUUAAUUACUUAAGGCCUGGCCUAAAGCGAGGGGCAUUUAGCUUAGACGAGGAAGAGACAAUCCUUACCCUUCAUGCCAUGUUUGGCAACAAGUGGUCUCAGAUUGCACAGCAGUUGCCUGGAAGAACAGAUAAUGAAAUAAAGAACCACUGGCACUCUUAUCUAAAGAAGAGAGUGUCCAAAAUGGCACAACAAACUACAUCUGGAAACCGAGAAUCGUCACCUUCUUCCAAGAAAUUGAUUACCCAAAAUUCUAGUUUGGACUCAUUUGAACACAUAGAAGGAUCAUUGGCUGAUUCAAAUCAAUCUGCUGACAUUUCAAGAGAGCCUCAAAAGAGUAAUUUACCCAAAGUAUUAUUCGCGGAAUGGCUUUCGUUACAUCAAUUUAAUGGGCAAAACUUCCAGAACUUUGAUCCUUCCAAUAAUAACUUUGGCUAUAAUAAUUCAGAGUUGCAAGACAUAUUCAUGCACAGUUUGCCGAUGAAUGGCGGCAGCUAUGUGAAUGGCAUAAAUCAAGAAGUUAACAAUGGGAUAGUAGAUGAUAUUUUUGAACCCCAACUCAAGUUUGAGGAAUCCAUCUCUGCAAAUGGAUUUGAGGAAUUUAUGUCGGGGGAAUUCAGCAUAAACGAUGAUGUGAUGUACAUAUAAGUUGAUCUUUUACAAUCAAUUUCAGAUUUACACAAUAGUGGUAUUUAGUUUGGAGGUAAUAAAAGAGAAACCACCAGUGUUAGGUCCUGUUUCUUCAUUAAGUAAUAGGGAAGCUUUCAGCAAAAGGUCUAGUUAGUGCUCAUUUUUACAAUAGAUGUUUUCUCCUUUAUUGUAUUCCAUGUUGUACAAAUUAAACUCAAAUUCAUUCUAUCUGAAAUAAAAGGCUCUGAGAGUUUUAACUU